This is a messenger RNA of Anarrhichthys ocellatus (wolf-eel), 529 nucleotides long. RefSeq names its product proteasome subunit alpha type-3-like. The annotation marks the transcript as partial. The record is from RefSeq and is a predicted model, not a curated record. The transcript has 4 exons. NCBI's taxonomy places the organism in Eukaryota, Metazoa, Chordata, Actinopteri, Perciformes, Anarhichadidae.
UUUAUGUUUUAACAGGGGGGGGGCAAUCACUUUUUCACACAGGGCCAUGUGUGUCUCUCGCUCUCUCACACACCCGCUUCUCUCACACACGUGACCCCCUGCUGGUCCAGUAACAGGACUGUGCUUGUCUCUACAGGGUUACUGGGGUUGUGCCAUCGGGAAAGCAAAACAAGCUGCAAAGACAGAGAUCGAAAAACUGGGGAUGAAGGAGAUGACCUGCAGGGAGCUCGUCAAAGAGGUCGCCAAAAUAAUCUACAUCGUUCAUGACGAAGUGAAGGACAAAGCCUUCGAGUUGGAGCUCAGCUGGGUGGGAGAAGUGACGAACGGACGACAUCAACUGAUUCCUGAAGAUGUGAGACAGGAAGCUGAGAAGUACGCAAAGGUGAGACUACACUCCUCCUACUACGACUACUACUCUCCUACUACUACGCUCCAAACCUACUACCACUGCUACGCUCCAAACCUACUACCACUGCUACGCUCCAAACCUACUACCACUGCUACGCUCCAAACCUACUACUACUACUAC